AAAUUCUAAAAAAAGACCAUCAAAUACAUCGUUUUUAUAAACAAAAGAAAAUGUUCUAAAACAGUUUUUUGAAGGUCCUCAGUUUGUUGUGAUAUUCGAAGGUGAAAAAAUGCCGAUCAAGCUAGAAGUUUCUUCAACGGAAAAACACGAAGGUGAUGCUGUUUGCAUUGCAUAUUCUAAUAAUCACAUUUUUAGUGGAGGUGCUGAUGGAAAAAUAAAAAUAUGGGAUAGCAACCUCAAUUUGAAAAAAACUCUUGAUAUGCAUGAGUCAUACAUUUAUUCGAUAGCGUUCGAUAAAAAGGGAAAGCUAUAUUCAAGCAGCUGUGACGGAUGUGUUAAGUUUAUUAAUGAUCCUGUCAAUACUGAACAAAUUGAAGAAUUAGUUCGAUGUGAUGAUUCCAUUAAUUCUAUGUACUGUGAUGGGGAUAUACUGUAUACUGGAGAUGACAAAGGGGUCGUAACCAAGUGGCAGGAUAAUAAGAUGUUAUUUAAAUACAACAUUGUUGAAGAAGUCAAAUCACUCGCCGCUGAAGGUACUUUAAUAUUUACAGCAAGAGAUCUAGAUGUUGUUGUUUCGGAUGCAAUGCCGGGAAAAUCUGGAAAAUACUCAACGAAAGCUGUGUUUCCUGGUCGGGCGCCAUUGACACUUUUGGGAACAAUGGUUGAUAAUAAAAGGUCUUUUAUAGCUUUUACUGAUCGGACAGGGAAAGGAUUGGUUCUGGCAAAAAAUUUGCCAGGUGAAAAGUUUUUGCAAAUUUGGGAAUUAAAUGACUGCCAUGAAAUGAUUAUUAACUCUAUUUGCGGAAACGAUAAGUUUUUGCUUUCUGGUGGAUAUGAUGGUAAAAUCAAGUGUUGGAGUGACAUUGACAAGCCAAAACCAACUGCAGUUGGUGAAGCUGAUGCUGGUAAUUGUAUUAAUUCAAUAUGUCUUGGUGGACCGGGUACGGUUUAUGCUGCUUGUUCCAAUGGAAUUAUUCAUAAAGCAGUUUUUUCGUAAUGUUUAAUGCCUAAUUUAAUAACUGACAUAUGCCAUCGUUUUUAUUUUUUU
Episyrphus balteatus (marmalade hoverfly) is the source of this 1048-nucleotide messenger RNA. RefSeq names its product F-box/WD repeat-containing protein lin-23. The transcript is spliced from 3 exons. Gene Ontology annotation, molecular function: protein binding. Lineage: Eukaryota; Metazoa; Arthropoda; Insecta; Diptera; Syrphidae. Bases 110 to 997 code for a protein of 295 amino acids. The record is from RefSeq and is a predicted model, not a curated record.